Propithecus coquereli (Coquerel's sifaka) is the source of this 6802-nucleotide messenger RNA. Its product is annotated as collagen alpha-4(VI) chain-like. The record is from RefSeq and is a predicted model, not a curated record. Gene Ontology annotation, molecular function: serine-type endopeptidase inhibitor activity. Lineage: Eukaryota; Metazoa; Chordata; Mammalia; Primates; Indriidae. The coding region runs from base 5 to 6802 and encodes 2265 amino acids. The transcript is spliced from 33 exons.
UAGAAUGGAGACUUGGAAGAUGUUUUGGGGGAUCGUCUUCCUUGCAGCUAGUUUUGGCUUCAUCGAGUCACAGAGGAUUGUCUGCAGGGAGGCCUCUGUGGGAGAUGUCGUCUUUCUAGUGGACUCCAGCAUCAGCCCCCAAGACGCCCACAGUGUGAAGAACUUCUUGUACAUCCUAGUGAACAGCUUCAAUGUCAGCAGAGAGACCAUCCAUGUGGGUCUGGCCCAGUACAGUGACGUGCCUCAUUCAGAGUUCCUGCUCUCCACCUACCACCGCAAAGGCAACGUGUUGAGGCACAUUCGGCAGUUUCAAUUUAAGCCUGGGAGCAAGAAGAUGGGUCUAGCCCUGCAGUUCAUUCUAGAUCAUUACUUCCAGGAAGCAGCAGGGAGCCGGGCAAGCCAAGGGGUGCCUCAGGUUGCCAUGGUGAUCAGCAGUGGCCCAGCUGAGGACCAUGUCCGUGGACCUGCCAAGGCAUUAAGGAGGGCAGGCAUCCUGCUUUAUGCUGUUGGUAUCAGAGAUGCAGUUUGGGCAGAGCUCAGGGAGAUUGCCAGUAGUCCCCAGGAGAAUUUCACCUUCUUUAUUCCCAACUUCUCUGGACUGGGCAGUCUCGCCCAGAAGCUGCGGCAUGAGCUCUGUGCUACUUUGGCAAAGGCAGCUCAACCUGUUGACCACAUCUCUCCAGCUUGCAGAGAAGCAGCCCUGGUGGACAUUGUGUUCCUAGUGGACAGCUCAACCAGCAUCGGACCCCAGAACUUUCAGAAGGUUAAGAACUUCCUUUACUCCGUUGUCUUGGGGCUUGACAUCAGCAGUGACCAGGUCCGAGUGGGACUCGCCCAGUAUAGUGACAAUAUCUACCCAGCCUUUCAGCUGAACCAAUACCCUCUGAAGAGCAUGGUCUUGGAGCAGAUCCAGAAUCUGCCCUACCGCACAGGAGGCACAAACACGGGGAGCGCCCUGGAAUUUAUCAGGACUAACUAUUUGACUGAGGCAGCUGGCAGCCGGGCCAAGGACAGAAUUCCUCAGAUAGUUAUCCUGGUGACAGAUGGGGAGUCAAGUGAUGAGGUCCAGGAGGCAGCUGAUCAGUUGAAAGAAGAUGGAGUUGUUGUGUAUGUGGUAGGAGUCAAUGUCCAGGACGUCCAGGAGUUGCAAAAAAUAGCCAGUGAGCCAUUUGAGCAGUUUCUCUUUAACACUGAAAACUUCAACAUCCUGCAGGAUUUCUCGGGAAGUAUUCUUCAGACUUUGUGCUCAGCGGUGGAGGAUAAAAUAAAAGAAUUCACCAAGACCUAUGCAGAUGUGGUCUUUCUUGCUGACACCUCGCAGGGCACAUCAUGGGCCAGUUUCCAGGGGAUGCGGAAUUUCAUCUCCAGAGUGGUUGGCAUGCUGGAGGUCGGCAGGGACAAGUACCAGAUUGGGCUGGCUCAGUAUGGUGAUCAAGGUCACACUGAAUUUUUGCUCAAUACCUACAAGACCCAGCAUGAGAUGAUAGUUCACGUCAACGAGCACUUUGUGCCUCGGGGUGGCUCCAGAAGGACAGGCAAAGCUCUGCGAUACCUUCGUCAGACCUUCCUCCAGGAGGAAGCAGGAAGCCGGUUUCUCCAGGGCAUUCCUCAGUAUGUGGUGGUCAUUACCUCGGGCAAAUCUGAGGAUGAGGUCCGGGAUGCUGCACAGAGACUGAGGAAGAAAGGCGUGAGAGUCAUUUCUGUGGGUGUGCAGGACUUUGACAGGACAGAACUGGAAGGGAUGGGGUCCCCAGACCUUGUAUACGAGAUGCAGGGAGAAGGUGGAGUCAGACAGGUAAUGCAGGAUGUGAAUAUGGUAAUGCAAAGGAUGGCAGAGCCGGGCUUCAGGAUUGAGGCCGUGGACCCUGUAGAAGCAUGUCCAACUGCUAUCCCAGCUGACUUAGUGUUCCUCAUUGAAGAGUUUAGCAGGGUUAGGCAAGCCAAUUUCCAGCAAGUUGUCAAUUUCUUAAAGAGCACUGUCAGCUCUCUAAGCACUCAUCCUGAUGUCGUGAGAAUUGGCUUGGUCUUUUACAAUGAGGAACCACGUCUUGAAUUUUCACUGGAUACAUUUCAGAAUCCAGCCACAAUCUUGGCGCAUUUAGACAAAUUAACCUACCGGGAAAGAAGAGGAAGGACAAAGACUGGUGCUGCUUUAGAUUUCCUAAGGAAGGAGGUUUUCAUUCAGGAGAAGGGCAGCCGGUCCAACCACGCUGUACAGAAGAUAGCUGUGGUCAUCACGGAAGGCUUCUCCCAAGAUGAUGUGUCCAGACCCGCUUCUCGCCUCCGGAAGGCAGGGGUCACCAUCUACACGGUGGGCACCCAGCAUGCCGCAGACAGUCAGGACCUGGAGAAGAUAGCGUCAUAUCCUCCUGGGAAGCAUGCCAUCACCCUGGAGUCCUUUUUGCAACUCUCCGUAGUGGGGAGCAUGCUCACAGACCAGCUCUGCCCUGAGACUGUGGGCAAAACAGCUUUUGUUCCUUCUGCCCCACAGGAAGGUUGUGUGCAUGUUGCAGAUAUUUACUUCCUUAUUGAUGGGUCUGGCAGUAUCAGCCCAGAAGAUUUUCUUGAAAUGAAGAUGUUCAUGAAUGAGGUGAUAAAGAUGUUCCAGAUCGGGCCUGACAAAGUACGGUUUGGAGUCAUUCAGUACUCAGACCAAAUUAAAAGUAAAUUUAUCCUCAGCCAGUAUCCCAGUGUGGCAGAGCUGAAGGGAGCCAUUGAUGACAUCCAGCAGGGGGGAGGGGGCACCACAACCGGGGAGGCCUUGAAAAACAUGACUCAGGUCUUUGCAGACACUGCCCGAAUCAAUGUUAAUCGAUAUCUCAUCGUCGUCACUGAUGGUGAAUCUUCGGACUCUGUGGCUGAGGCUGCAGAAGGAUUAAGGGGAAAUGGAAUCAUCAUUUACGCUGUUGGAGUAAAAAAUGCUAACACCAAGGAGCUUAAGGAAAUAGCUAAAGACAAGUAUUUUUUCGUGCAUGAGUUUGAUUUAUUGAAGGAUACGCAAAAAGAGUUGGUACAACAGAUCUGCUCAGAGACCUGUAAGGAAGCUGACAUUAUCUUCUUGAUAGAUGGUUCAGAAUCCAUCUCUCCAAAAGAAUUUGAAAAGAUGAAGGGAUUCAUGGAGAAAAUGGUGAACCGAUCUAAUAUUGGUGCUGAUAAAAUUCGAAUUGGCCUUUUGCAGUUCAGCUCAACCCCCCGGGAAGAAUUCAGACUCAACCAAUACUCUUCAAGGAAGGACAUUUGCAGAGCCAUCUCAAAGGUUCAGCAGAUGAACGACGGCACCCACACCGGGAAAGCCCUGAAUUUCACUCUGCCUUUUUUUGACAGUUCAAGAGGAGGGAGACCCAGUGUUCAUCAAUAUUUGAUUGUGAUCACCGAUGGGCUUUCCCAGGAUAAUGUAGCCAUACCAGCCAAGGCCCUCAGGGACAGAAACAUAAUUAUUUUUGCCAUUGGGGUGGGAGAAGCCAAAAAAUCUCAGCUUUUCGAGAUCGCUAAUGACCAGGACAAAGUGUACCAUAAACAAAAUUUUGAGUCCCUGGAGAACCUGGAGAAGGACAUUCUUUAUAAGGCCUGCAAUCCUGAAGGAUGCAACGUGGAUUUGUUUAUAGGAAUUGAUAUCUCAACUCCUUCAAACCAAGUUCAGCAGAAGCUUCAAAGGUUAUUGUCAGGGGUGACACAACAGUUGGCCUUGCUUCCUAACAUCAGUUGUGGCUUUCCUCAUGAGAUCAACCCGAGGUUCCGCUACUUGGUUCCUGGCUCAAAUGGCCAGCUUAUCUUUGACUCAGGCUUUGAGAAAUACAGUGAUGAGCUCAUCCAGAAGUUCCUGGCCAAGAAUAGCUAUCUGAAUGUGAAUUUUUUGAAGUCCCUGGGAGAGAAGGCUCUCCAUUUCUCCUCUGCUAAAGUGAAGGUCCUUUUAGUGUUUACAGAUGGACUGGAUGAUGAUUUAGAGAAACUGAAGGAAACGUUGGAGCUUCUGCGCAAUGAUGGAUUGUCUGGACUCCUAAUCAUUGGCCUGGAAGGUGUGCAUAAAUUAGAAGAGCUCCAGGAGCUAGAAUUUGGCAGAGGGUUUGCAUAUAAGCAACCUUUGAGCAUCACGCUGCAAUCCCUCCCGAACAUCUUACUGAAGCAACUUGACACAAUUGUAGAAAGAACAUGCUGCAAUAUUUAUGCAAAGUGUUUUGGAGAAGAUGGGUACAGAGGUGACUUUGGGAGUCCUGGGAGGAAGGGCGGGAAGGGUUUUGAUGGAGUCCCCGGUCAUCCUGGUGAAGAAGGGGGUCAUGGAGAAAGAGGCCCCCGGGGUCUUCCUGGACUCCGAGGUGAGGAAGGAUGCCUGGGUAUGAAGGGACCUCCGGGAGCAACAGGAUUUUCAGGAGAGAAGGGCUUGCCGGGACUGCCAGGACAACCUGGAGAGCGCGGAGAGCCCGGGUUAAGGGGAGAUCCUGGGGCUCCUGGAAGUGAUAGUUACAUCCAAGGCCCUAAGGGAGAAAAAGGAAGGCGUGGCCAUCGGGGCAACCCUGGUGAGGAAGGUGUGGAUGGCUUGGAUGGAGAACAGGGACCAAGAGGCAGGCAAGGACCACCAGGAACGUUUGGACAAAGAGGCUCACUGGGUGCUCAGGGGACUCCUGGGCCUCCAGGGCCAAAAGGUUCAAAAGGAAAAGAUGGACCAAGAGGAAUGAAGGGAGAGCUUGGUGCUGCAGGAGAAAGAGGCCCACAGGGUCAACAAGGACCAAGAGGACAACCUGGUUUUCUUGGUUCGGAUGGAUAUGGACAUCCAGGAAGAAAAGGAACAAAGGGCGAACCUGGAUUCCCUGGCUAUCCUGGUGCACAAGGAGAAGAUGGUGACCCAGGACACCAAGGAGAGAAGGGAGCAAAGGGAGUGAGAGGGAAGAGGGGUAAUGCUGGCUUUCCUGGAUUUGCUGGAACUCCAGGUGACCAAGGCCCACCAGGACAAAUGGGCAUCAAGGGUCCCAAAGGUUUGGUAGAUAUGACGCCUUGCGAAAUUGUUAAUUUCACACGAGAACACUGCUCUUGUGCAAAAGGUAUUUCCAAAUGUCCAGCAUUCCCGACUGAAGUGGUCUUUGCCUUGGACAUGUCAAGUGAUGUCUCCCAGCUGGAUUUUGAGAGGAUGAGAGGCAUUUUAUUAUCUCUGUUGAUGAAGAUGGAAAUAAGUGGGAGUAACUGCCCAACGGGUGCCCGAGUGGCCAUCGUUUCCUACAAUACCAAAACAGAUUACCUGGUUCGUUUCUCAGACUACAAGGGGAAGCGUGCACUCCUGGAGGCUGUCAGGAAAAUCCCCUUGGAACGGUCAUCUGGCCACAGGAACCUCGGGGCCACCAUGGCGUUUGUGGCAAGACACGUGUUCAAACGUGUGCGCUCGGGCCUUCUCAUGAGGAAGGUAGCUGUGUUCUUCCAGGCAGGCUGGACCUAUGAUGCAGCUUCCAUCAGCACAGCUACCCUGGAGCUUGGUGCAGUGGACAUCAUCCCUGCGGUCAUCACCUUCACGGAAGAGCACAACCUCCCAGAUGCCCUGCUGAUGGACAGCAGAUUUCACUUGUUCCCCUGGGAGACGGAGCACCAGCAGGAUGUGGAGCACAUGGCUCGCUGCACUCUCUGCUACGACAAGUGCCGACCGGCUCCGGAAUGCCGCAGGCCCUGGCCGCAGGCGGUGGAUGCGGACCUGGCGUUUGUGGUGGACAGCUCCCAGGGCGUGGGCGCCCACGUGUACCGCGGGGCCUUGAGUCUGGUGGACGCCGUGCUAGACGACCUGGAGGUGGCUGCGCAGCCAGGCGUGUCGCGCGAUGGGGCGCGUGUGGCCCUGGUGACACACACGACGCCGGGCUUCUGGCCGGGCGGGGGUCGCUCACCUGUGCUUGAGGGCUUCCGCUUGACCUCCUACGGUCACCGGAUGCAGAUGCAGAGACACGUCCGUGAGGCCGCGGGCCGCCCCCUGCAGGGAGCCCCCGCCCUGGGCCACGCCCUGGAGUGGACGCUGGAGAAGGUGCUCCUGGCGGCCCCUCUGCCGCGGAGGGCACAGGUUCUCUUUGCCAUCGUGGCCAGCGAGACAAGCAGCUGGGACAGGGAGAAGCUAUGGACCCUGUCCCUGGGUGCCAAGUGCAAGGGCCUCACCCUGUUUGUGCUGGCCAUGGGCCCCGGCGUGGGGGCCCGUGAGCUGGCCGAGCUGGCCCACGUGGCCAGUGCCCCCUCUGAGCAGCACCUGCUGCGCCUAGGAGGGGUCUCGGAGCCGGAGGUAGCCUACGCCCGGGGAUUCACGCGAGCUUUCCUGAACCUCCUAAAAAGUGGAACAAACCAGUACCCACCCCCAGAGCUUACUGCAGAAUGUGGGGGCCCAAACCGUGGGGACACUCUGCUGCAAUCAGACAUGCCUAUCAAAAGGUCACCCAACCGCCAGUUUGGUAUGUCUGGCAUUGCUGAUGAUUGGGAAGCACUUGAAGCAACAGACACUUUUCUAGAAGAGAAGAGAAAAGGCAUGACAACAUCUAUAACUCUGCAAGAAGCACUUGAAAAUUAUGAAAAUGAUGAAUAUGACAUUGAAAAAAAUGAACAAGAAACACCAGCAAAACAAGAAGAAAUUAGUAAAGAAAUAAAUUCAGGCACUGCCUAUGGUCCUUGUUCCAUGGAUCCAAUGGAAGGCGAGUGCCAGGAUUACACCCUGAAGUGGUACUACGACAAGGAAGAGCGGGCUUGCCAACAGUUCUGGUACGGCAGCUGUGGGGGCAAUGCCAACCGCUUUGAAACCAGGGAAGAAUGUGAGGCUCAGUGUGACCCAACACCCCUACAGAGUUAG